UGGGGCUGACGCUGAGUGACAGCUCUCAGGCUCCCCGAGUUCAAUCCCCAGCACUGUAAAAGCAACGGAGCUGGUGAAAUAGGUCAGUUCACUCACCAGGCCUGGUUCUCCACCACCACCCCACCCCCACCCGGCCAGGGCCAUUUAGAACAGGUUUAUGGCAGCCCCUUGAUGUCCCCCCACGAGUGCACGGCGGCCACACACAAAGCUCCCACUGUGUUGCCCACGGACGAUAAAGGAUUAUUUACGCGAAACCACACAUAUCUGAGUAAGCAAGCACUGAGCCCGUGUCCCAGAAGGCGGAGACCCACCGGACAGCAGUUUGCACAGAUGCCCAUCCCGCAACUGCAGUGGCUCCUGGGAUGCCUUGGCCAGUUUCCAAACACCGCGGCUGAACUCCUUUGGCUGCCGCCCAUUUGCAUUGCUGGAGGGUUCACGUCGGCUCACACCAAAGUCUUGUGGGCCACACAGAUACUGGAUGGAGGCCCUGGUGCAGAGGUGCACAGGGGGACUCUCCCCUCCAGGAAAGUCCCCGACUUUGGGAGGACCCUGAAGCACUCCUGACGCCCCACCUCAGUCCCCACCUCUACCUCCUGUGAUCCUUGUCUCUGGACAACCAAAGGCCUCCACCUACCAUCCCAGAAUUAAAUGAUUCAGUUUAUGAUUCAUCGUACUGGCUUCGGAGAAAACAUCUAAGUGACAUUUUAAUAUUUAACUUCUCUAGGUCACGGCAAGCUAGGGCCGUUGCUCCUGCCCCGCGGCCCCUCCAGGUUCCUCUGCAUCUCACCUUGAGGUCCAGCUGGCCCCAGAGCUGAGGCUGAACCUGUGGGCCUUGGGUUAAAAGUACAUGAUUCAAAGGCUAAGGGUGUAGCUUAGUGGCAGAGGCCCUGGGUUCCAUCCCUCUUCCCCUGCAAAAUGACAUUACUCCAUUUGAGCUGAGGUCAUGCAUCUUUAGAAAUGUGCUCUACCCUCAGCUAAACCUCCAGCCCCGCCUGUAUUUUAUUGGUUGAUUCAUCAACUAGCUGGAAAAUGGGGCUUCAAGAAGAAAACGCCAUUCCGUAUAUUGAACACUAAUGAAUCGCGGCAGUUAACCUCCCAACAACCUACUAUUUAUCCCAUUUUACGGUUCGGGACAGAGGCACAGAGAGGCUACCAACGGGACUCCAGCCUCCACUGUAAAGAGCUGUAGACCAGCACUACACUGUAAAGGUUCAAAACGAGCAGGUACCGCCCCUAUUUUCCUGAGGCUAGACUUCAAAAACUCAAAAGAACACCACCGCAAUAGAUCAGUAGUGGGCUACUUUAAGGCGAAGAACACCCCCCCCCCACAGAAAAAAAAGCUUUAACGCCCUAAAAAAACUACUCAUAGCACUUCGUCAAAACUAGAAAAGAAAAAAGGAGGAGAAAGAAGAAAAAAAAACAACAAAACCUACUUUUUUGGUGUACAGGGGUCGGGCAGAUCGCGACUCCCAGGCAUCCCGCAAAGUAGGCGGGUCACCUUAGGGGCAACCUUUACCCGCUCAAAAAUUCGUCUCACAUUAGCAGUGAGGAUUCGGGCGUCACCCCGAAUCGUUAUUUUCCUUACUCAUAAGUUUAAGGCAUAAAGAAAGAUGGGUCUCACUUCCUGGGUAAUGAAUCCUAUUCUUAUUAAAGCUAUGGUGAGUAACAAGUUGCUCAUUAAACUGACCGCCCCAUUCUUCCGAAGUUUGCUUUAUUGGCUACCAGUUUUUUAUGUCGUUUUAAAUUUUAUUUGUUCGGGGAAGAGAAAGGAUCUGCUGGGCUCGGACCCUCCGUAUGCAGAUAAGGAGUUCGCAUCGCGAAGGCUCAUGGGAGGCAUCCACGCCCCUUCCGGUCCUUGCCUCGUGUGAGCUGUCGCGAGAAUUGGUUGGCCGGACGCCGGAAGCAGCUUGUCUCACCGUAGCGGCCGAAGGGGCGGGCUCGCGGGCUGAGGCGUCUAAGCUGCUCUCGGCUUGCUCGGUGGCGCAAGAUGGCGGACAUCUCCCUGGACGAGCUCAUACGGAAACGCGGAGCGGCGACGAAGGGGCGGCUCAGCGCCAGACCAGGAGGAGUUGGAGGUGUCCGAUCUCGAGUUGGGAUCCAGCAGAGCCUUCUCAGCCAGCCAACACGCACAGCCACCUUCCAGCAGCGAUUUGAUGCCCGGCAGAAGAUAGGCCUUUCAGAUGCCCGGCUCAAGCUGGGAGUCAAAGAUGCUCGGGAGAAGCUUUUGCAGAAAGAUGCACGGUUUCGAAUCAAAGGGAAAGUGCAGGAUGCCAGAGAGAUGCUGAACUCACGCAAGCAGCAGAGCACAGUGCCACAGAAGCCUCGCCAGGUAGCUGAUGCCCGGGAGAAGAUCAGCUUGAGGAGGAGUUCCCCUGAUGCCUUCACAAGCCCACCCAUUGGCACAGUGACCCCUGCUUUGAAGCUCACCAAAACCAUCCAGGUUCCACAGCAGAAGGCCAUGGUGCCACUUCAUGCCCAUCCAGCUGGAAUGAGGAUCAAUGUUGUCAAUAACCACCAGGCCAAACAGAAUUUAUAUGACCUGGAUGAAGAUGAUGAUAUUAUAGCACCUGUUCCUGCUAAACAGAUGAAGUUUUCACCCUCAGGCAACUUUCACCACCACAUGGCUGGGCUGAGCAGUUCCAAGCUCUCCAUGUCCAAGACCCUCCCUCUCACCAAAGUGGUUCAAAAUGAUGCAUACACUGCUCCUGCUUUCCCCUCCACUAUUCGAACAAAAGCCUUGACCAACAUGUCCCGGACACUGGUGAACAAGGAAGAACCCCCCAAAGAACUGCCACCUGCUGAGCCUGUUCUCAGCCCCUUGGAAGGCACCAAGAUGACUGUGAAUAAUCUGCAUCCUCGAGUCACAGAGGAGGACAUCGUUGAGCUUUUCUGUGUAUGUGGAGCCCUCAAGCGGGCUCGGCUGGUGCAUCCUGGGGUAGCGGAGGUAGUCUUUGUGAAGAAGGACGAUGCCAUCACUGCAUACAAGAAGUACAACAACCGGUGUCUGGAUGGGCAGCCAAUGAAGUGCAACCUCCACAUGAAUGGAAACGUUAUCACCUCAGACCAGCCCAUCCUACUGCGGCUGAGUGACAGCCCCUCAGUGAAAAAGGAGAGCGAGCUGCCUCGAAGGGUGAAUUCUGCCCCCUCUUCCAACCCUCCUGCCGAAGUGGACCCCGACACCAUCCUGAAGGCACUCUUCAAGUCGUCAGGGGCCUCUGUGACCACACAGCCCACAGAAUUCAAAAUUAAACUUUGAGCAAGAAAGUUAGGCAGCCGGAAGUGGGGCAGAGGAGGGUGGCUCUGUUUUCCCAAGGCAAAACUUGUGACCAAUGGGCCGUUGGACUGAAGCCCCCUGAGUGUGGGCAGGGUCGCCAGGGGUGGAGCUUCCUCACUGGACAGGCCCGCCUCUCUGUGUCGUGUCCUACCCUGUGCUCUUCUGUAUGUUAAUGUUCUGUAGUGUGUUCCCUCUGCCUUCCACCUCAUCACCCAGGUAGGCGUGUGUAUCUGAGUGUACCUUCCUCCUCCCUCGGCCCCAAGCUGAUUCUUUACCUAGAACUGGUGCACUGAGUUCCCUGGGUGACUUUCUUGGGCCCCUUGGGAUACAGAAUGGGGCUGUUUAAAAGACACUGCUUUGUCCAGGGGCUGAGGGAUUGCCUUCCCUUUCUGUUUUUCAAGCUUUUCAAACAAAGUAGAGUAUGGGAACUCCUGUGUCGACGGGAGCCAGGUCAGCUUGAGAGCAGGGCUGUUCACCCGCGGAUCAGUGAGAUGUGUGGGGCGCAGGGGGAAUCAGGUCACCGGCCUGACUCCCUGUCGACAGAGGGCCCCGUGGCAAGGGCAGGCUGAGGUGCUACUCUGCUCGGAACAGUGCCACCCCAGCUGUUGGUUUUGAGGCCCCGCACUGUGUCAGGCAACCUCUGGUAAAUUCCCAGAAUUCAUGUUUCCCUUUCUCUAUGAGGAAGGCCAAAUACCCUACCCCAGCGGUCUGCUGUCUGCGUCACUGCUUGGGGGAUUGCAUUUCAGCCCUCUCAGUUCUCACCUGGCUUGGUAGUCAUCCCACCCUUGUUUUGGGCAAGGGCCAGCUGUCAGUUGGUUGGGCCUUUCAAAGGCUCUGCCUCCUGUAGUACUGUGGGUUUGGGAGGUUAUUUUGAAUGGGAGAUGUUGACUUCUGGCUCUUCCUUUCUGUCCUCACUUGUCUAUAGGACAGCAGUCAUGGAUGGCAGAUACAUAUAUCCAGCUGCCACCAAGGGGCAUUGUCCCCACUGUUGUGGGAAACAUGCCUGGCCAUGAUCAGAGGGGUAUUUUCCUGCCUUGGCAGUUGGGGAGAUGGAGGUCAAGAAGGUAGGUCAGGAGAGAAGGGCAAUCCUGCCAGGCAAGCUGGUGGACUGUUUCUCCAGCAUGCUCCCGGACAUUUGGGGCAAAACUGUAGAAUAUAGUUUCACUGUCAGAAUGCCAGGGCAGCUGUCAUUGAGCAGGCCCUGUUGGCUUGUUGGAGCUGGAGCAGGUUGCAGGACAGGAUUCUGGGUGCUGUACAAAAUCAGUAGCACAUGCUAUGAAAAGCACAAGCCCAGGAGGGAAAGGGACCACAAGCCAGUUAAGCCUUGUUCAGGGUCAGCCCGGUGAAGAAAACCUAGACACUCACCUUCCCACAGUUAGAUCUUUCAAGCAAGAAGGAUCCAAAGGUUGAAUCCAGCUUUAGUCCUCCAGUUCUGAGGUUGCCCAGGCCAGGGAAUCCAGGAAAGGUGCCUGCUGGUGCUCUCCUUUCCUAUUCUUUGAACAAUGCUGCUUUUCUUCUCUUACCCCUUCAAAUGGGUACAAACUUAUUUCUCUUUAGCAGCUGGAAGACAUUCCUCCUACACUUUACCCUUUCUGGCCCAGUAAAGCACCCAGAAGGCACUAGGAUCUGACUUCUCAGAUACUGGGAACAGCUUGGACUGUGCUGAGAGUAGGGAUGGUAAACACUCUGCCUGCCCAAGGUGGCUUUACCCUCCCAUUCCCAAGACAGGUGUGCUUUGGUUAACACAGAUUUCAUGAGUCCAGCCCCAGCCUCCUGGCCACAUGGCAUGUUGAGAACAGGAAGGGACCUGUUUGCCUCCCCUGCUGUACAGGGUGUCAUCUUGGGAACAAGGAAGAGAAGGUGGUGGGCCAACCCUUAUGUCCUCUACCUCCCACUCCCUUACAUUGCUCAUCAAGUGUCUCUUGUUCAGAAGGCGAGGAAGAGGCAUUGAGGGAUGGAGGUGACUGUAUUACUUAUCCAUUUCUGAAUAAACGUUUGUUAUUCCUAC
This is a messenger RNA of Sciurus carolinensis (gray squirrel), 5282 nucleotides long. It is a transcript of the gene Poldip3, whose product is annotated as DNA polymerase delta interacting protein 3. Gene Ontology annotation, biological process: mRNA export from nucleus. The record is from RefSeq and is a predicted model, not a curated record. Gene Ontology annotation, molecular function: mRNA binding. The transcript has 9 exons. Gene Ontology annotation, cellular component: nucleus. The coding region runs from base 1988 to 3256 and encodes 422 amino acids. NCBI's taxonomy places the organism in Eukaryota, Metazoa, Chordata, Mammalia, Rodentia, Sciuridae.